AUGGCACUUCUCUGCUUCAAUUCCUUCACACUCACCCCUCUUUCAUCUUCUUCCUCCAUUUCCCCUCAUCCCACAGCAAGCCCUAUUUCUAGAGUACAAAUCGGUUUGCCCACCAACUGUUCGAAGGAACUUCGAAUCUCGACACCCAUUGUUGUGAAACCGAGAAAAAAUGCGAUUUUUAUUGCAUCCGCUGCUGCUGCUGGUGAUUCUAAUGUUGCAGAUGUAGUAGAAGGAAGUGAGAGCAAGGAAGAGAGUGGUGUUGUUUCUGUAGACAAGCUUCCAUUAGAAUCGAAAUUGAAAGAGAGGGAAGAGAAGACGGUGAAGAUGAAGCUUGCCAAGAAGAUAAGGUUGAGGAGAAAGAGGCUUGUUCAAAAGAGGAGGUUGAGGAAGAAGGGUAAUUGGCCACCUUCCAAGAUGAAGAAAUUGGAAGGUGUUUAA
Messenger RNA from Vicia faba (fava bean), 438 nucleotides. NCBI's taxonomy places the organism in Eukaryota, Viridiplantae, Streptophyta, Magnoliopsida, Fabales, Fabaceae. The record is from the annotation of a GenBank genome assembly.